Molecule: messenger RNA, 7623 nt
Organism: Seriola aureovittata
Lineage: Eukaryota; Metazoa; Chordata; Actinopteri; Carangiformes; Carangidae
Product: zinc fingers and homeoboxes protein 1-like
Exons: 8
Coding region: 485-3454 (989 amino acids)
Biological process (GO): regulation of transcription by RNA polymerase II
Cellular component (GO): nucleus
Molecular function (GO): DNA-binding transcription factor activity, RNA polymerase II-specific; DNA binding
Source: RefSeq, a predicted model, not a curated record
AUCCAUUUCACGGCCGUUGCUCGCUUGUAACGGCGGUAUAAAAAAUGGCCAUCGUCAUAUUCGUUGAACUAUCGGUGCCUUUUUUAUUAAACUGUCCCUUUUAUUAACAAGUCGACAGAGUAAACAAUGCGAGUCGUGGCGACGCUGACUGAAACCGGAGCUAACGGGCGGUAGUCAGAUCGUUUCCCGGCCGUCAGAGCGGCUCUGUGUGCGGCUGAAGCAGAUGGGUGCUCGGUGUAUUUGGGUAAAAGGCGGAAGACUGCGUAUCAACAGACCCAACCAGAGAUGCUAUACAGCUACAGCCGCUAGCCAGCUAACUGUUUGUUGCAAGAUGUUGGUAAACAGGAGCCGAUUCGCCAGGAAUUAAGGAUAACAGAGGAAGAAUUUCGACAGACGAUAUCUUUCUUUAUGGAGCCACAACAGGACGACUUGAACUGAGACAGCUCAAAUACUCAGCUAGACGCAGUGCUCACUGAACCUCAGGAUGGCGAGCAGGAGGAAAUCCACCACCCCCUGCAUGGUUCCUCCUCGAGAAACCGUCGACUCGGAUCAGGAGAUGGAGGACAUCAUGGAUGUGGCAGAACCGGAGGACAGUAACGGCGUGGUGUCCGUCUCCUCGGAGGUUUGCGGUCUGUCGGAGGAGCGAGGCGAGGAGUCCGACGUCAGGCAGGUGUCGGACCACUACCUGGACUUGAACAUGGCAGAAGGAGGAUACGAGUGCAAGUACUGCAGCUUCCAGACGUCAGAGCUCAACCUGUUCACCAUGCACGUGGACACGGAGCAUCCGGACGUCGUCAUCAACACUUCCUAUGUCUGCAUGGAGUGUGACUACCACACAAAGAGUUAUGAUACACUGCUGGCCCACAAUGCUCGCCUCCACCCGGGUGAAGACAACUUCACACGGACAAUGGUGAAGCGAAACAACGAGACCAUCUUCCAGCAGACGGUCAACGACCUCACCUUCGACGGCAGCUUCGUCAAAGUGGAGGACGACGAGGUAGAAGAGACGUCCCGCAAGGGCAUCGCCUUCAGCAAGACGCCCAUCAUGAGGAUCAAGAGCAGACUGGAACCCAAGAAGUUUGCCGCCGCACACAAGAUGGCCGUUGACGACAUCAUCAAAGUGGAAAGCGACGACGAGGACGAUGAAAACAAGGAGCCGCCCACUCUGUCUCCUGCCCCGAUGACCCCCGCCGCCGUCGCCCCUCGCCUCAUCCCCGUCUCCACACCGGUGCAGGUCCAGGCCGUCCCGCAGAGCAUCGUGGUCAACAGCCCCAACGUGCUGCAGAUUAAAGGCGGCUCCGGCGGCGGCGCCGUGCUGCCUCCGGGGACACUGGCUCAGGUUCUGUCAGCCCUGCAGAACCAGCAGAACAGUGCUCAGACCCAGACUCAGCUUCUCAUCCCCAUCAGCAGCAUCCCCACCUACAACACGGCCAUGGACAACAACGUCCUGCUGGUCAGCGCCUACAACAGAUUUCCGUAUCCCUCAGUGUCAGAGAUCAUGGGCCUGUCUUCACAGACCAAGUUCAGCGAGGAACAGAUCAAGGUCUGGUUUUCUGCUCAGAGGCUCAAACAUGGAGUCAGCUGGACACCGGAGGAGGUGGAGGAGGCGAGGAGGAAGAAGUUUAACGGCACGGUGCAGACCGUCCCUCAGACCAUCACCGUCAUCCCUGCCAACAUUGCCGCAGCCACCAACGGCCUUCAGUCCAUCUUCCAGACGUGUCAGAUCGUCGGACAGCCGGGCCUCGUCCUCACUCAGGUGGCCAGUAACGGCAGCACCGUGCCGGUCGCCUCACCCAUCACCCUGACAGUCGCAAGCGUCCCUGGCAACCAGCCCAAAGCUGCCGAACCGUCGACAUCAGAAUCAAAGACUGAGAUGUCGGCUUCUUCAGCCAGCACGGCGCUCAGUUUGGACGCAGCGGCGACGAAACCGAAGAAGUCCAAGGAGCAGCUGGCGGAGCUGAAGGCCAGCUACGGCAGGAGGCAGUUUGCCACCGAGGCGGAGAUAUCUCGGCUCAUGCAGGUCACUAAACUCUCCAAACGAGCAAUAAAGAAGUGGUUCAGCGACACACGUUACAACCAGAGGAACUCGAAGGAUCAUCAUGGUGUCCUGCUGAGCGAAACCUCGUCCAGCAGAGCAGCGGCGCCAGGGGGAGGCAGAGUGGGAAGGAACAGCAGCGGAAGCCUUAAUGACAGCAACAACAGUGACAACACUACCACCAUCGUCAUCGACUCCAGUGACGAUGCCAGCGACUCCUCUCCGACUUCUGCCAACGCCCCGGGGUCGUCUGGGACAUCCAGCGACCCACGGGUCAAAUUCCGCCACGCCUUCCCCGACUUCACGCCACAGAAGUUCAAGGAAAAGACGCCGGAGCAGCUGUUCAUCCUGGAGGCCAGCUUCCAGAAAUCAGACACGCCCUCGGACGAGGAGCUGAGCCGACUGCGAGCGGAGACGAAGCUGACGAGACGCGAGGUGGACGCUUGGUUCACGGAGAGGCGAAAAAUGCCUUCAGCGGGGCAGGUAAAAGAGGGAGACGUCGAAGGGGACGGCGAGAAGGUGAAACCAGCCGCUGUGCCUUCAUCCUCGUCUCAGGAGAGACAGACGACUCCGCCUGUUGGCAGGAAGACGAUGAAGAAGACGCCGGAGCAGCUCCACAUCCUGAAGAAGGCAUUCGUCCGCACGCAGUGGCCGACGCCCGAGGAGUACGACCAGAUGGCAGAGGAGAGCGGACUGCCGAGGACGUACAUCGUCAACUGGUUCGGAGACACACGCUACGCCUGCAAGAACAGCAACCUGAAGUGGUACUACCUCUACCAGAGCGGGAAGGUGGAUGAGGCGCUGAACGGUGGAGCCAAGAGUCAGAAGAAGUCCAGGAAGCGUUUCCGGGGCUGGUCCAGGAGGACGCGUCGGCCGUAUCCCUGCAAACGUUCCCCACAGGGGGACGCCACCGCCAUCAAGGUGAAGUCCGGUAAGGCCUUUUUGAAGGACUACUACCUCAAACACCGAGCCCUGAGCGAGAAAGACCUGGACGACCUGGUGACAAAGUCCAGCAUGAGCUACGAGCAGGUGAGGGACUGGUUCUCUGAGACAGCAAGGAGGGUGGAGGAGGGCAAAGAGCCCUUCAGCGACGAGGAGGCCGAGGGAGAAGAGGGGGAGGGUGAGGACGAGGAUGAGGAGGAAGAGGAAGAGGAGGAGGUGGCGGCGGCGGCGACAGAGCACGGAGACAGCGAGGGAGAGAUGGAGGUGAAAGAACAAGGAGAGGAGGCCUCGGAUGACGAGAGCAAUGAGGAGGAGGAAGAGGAGGAGGAGAAGGAGAAGGAGGAAGAGAAGGAGGAGAAGGAGGAGGAGGAGGAGGAGGUGGCGGAGGUGGCAGAGGAGGUGGAAGAUGACGAGACGAUCCAGGAGGAAGCUGAAGGUGUCAGCCAAUCACAGCCUCAGGCAGAGGAGCAGACAUGAGCAGACAGACUUAGCGUUGCUUCCCCCACUGUGGAGACGACACGGAGGAUGACAUACAUCAGUGUUUCUCAGCUGGCGGGUCGGGACCCAAAGACGGCCGCAGGAAGCUCUGACGGAGUUACAGCUCAGACGGAUCAUGUGAUACUAAACCGAAGGGUUUGUGCCUUGGAGAUGAACUUUGGGUCCUGAUGGAGCUGAGAAGCACUGAGACAGUGGAGCUGAAUGAAAAGGACAAAGCGUCAGGAUCUAGUUUGUUUUGGCUGAUGAACUGUGGGGACCAACUCAACGUUAAAGACGACGCCUCUCACCAAACAGCGGCGCCACCAGAGUAAGUUCCAGCUCUGCUCUUGUACAAAUAACAAGGCUUUUAUUUUGGUGAGAAUGACAGGGCUUUUAUUUUGGCCUUUAAUGUCACUUUUCUUACAAAAAAAUUCUACAUUUUAAGGUAAACUUUGUAUAAAGGAAAAAAAAUCCAAAACAUUUCUAAGAGGUGAGACCUCGUGUGGUUUCCUCGUUAUUCAUACAGCUUUUUUCAGAAUAACGGAGGAACCAUCAGACCUUUUUCUCCAGGGAACAUCCUCUCCCCAAACCCAACUACGAAAACAUGUUGCUCUUCUAAAAGAAAAGGUUUUUAAAACCACAUUGUUUUUUUGUGAAUAGACAAAUUAGUGCCAUUCUGUUUAUAACUUUUUGUUUUGAAUCAAAAAAAUGAAAUGAGUGCUGGAAUUAAUUCCACAUCAACGUUUUAACUUUUUUGUAUUUUUUUCAAGUGAUUUAUUAAAGUCUGAUCGACAUCUAACGUCAUGGAAACUGAAUCCAUUCUACUAUUAUUAUGCUAUUCUUUUGCAAGUGGUGGUAAUUUCCAUGUUUGCAGGUGUUUGGGUCCAUUCAGUUUCAUUGACAUCAUCAGUUCAGUUGGAAUUUACCUCCAAACACACAAGUCACUGAAGGAUGGAAGUGAAACAAGACACGUGACAGGAAAAUCCUUAAAGGGGAAAUCCACCUUAAAACUCAUCAUUGAACAAUUGGUGGGUUUAAAAUGACCAAUCAGAGUCCUGAGAAUCCAGAUCAUGCUAAAGUGGCCAAUAACAACAACAUUUAAAACAUGCAGAGCAAAACAUGUUACCUGUCAGUGCUGUGAUGGGUCAACUGUUUCUAAAUCCCCUCAAAGGUCUUUGAACUUCUGUACUGACAUUUUCUGUUACUCACUGAUCAACAUACACUCUGACACUGAUAAUGAUCAGCUAUGUGUUGUUCGGGCUGUAAUGUUGGCAGCACCUGACACAGUGUAUUCGCUCAGUGAUCAGUUUAUUAUGGACACCUAGCUCACACUUACUCAGUCUAAUCCAACAGUAAAUCCUCCUUCAUGAAGGGUUUAAUAUUCAAUUUGUGUUGAAACUGUUUUAGAGACGUCUUGAAUUAAACCGACAGGUGUUUCUAUUAUUUUGUCCACCCCACCUAUAUCAAUGAGGAUAGGCUAAAUAACAGAAACACCUGUCUCAGUUCAGCAGCAGCAGAAACUAGAUCCUCUAAACAGCAGAAUCUUCGACCUAUUCAACAAAUAAAACUGAACAUUAAAACUUCCACGAAGGAGAACUGCAUUAGCCUGAGCCAGGUGUUCAUAAUAAACUGCCCACUGAGAGUAGUCCUGUAUAUGAAUAGCUGUAUAACUGGUGAAGAUGCGGUGCAGGUGGUAGUGUCAGAUUUUCACAAUCAAACAGUGAGGGGUCAGUGAGUCUUUGUGGAGCCACCAGUUCAACAGUCCUACAUCACAAAUGUUUGUUACCAUGGUGUAACUUGGUCCAACACAACUGUUUAAAUGUAAACAGUAAACAACAACCAGUUUAACUCAGCACAGUCUGAAAUGUAGAGAAAUGUUUGUGCCCAGGUGAAAUGACUCUGUAAAGUCGUGUCUCCUUUAUCACAGCUUCCUGCACUUAGACACUAUAACAGAUGUCACAGGUGGAAUCAGAGAGAGUUCAGUGUGUGUGUGUGUACACACCACUCAUAUACUCAGGAUGUUUUGCUUUGUAGGUAACAUAUGUGACCAUGACGUAUGAAGAGAGCUGGUUGUGUUUGAAAGAUUACCUGCCCCCAAAUGCUCUGUUUCUGUAGCUGGGUUUCACUCCCACAGACACAAUAUGGCCAAGUGCAAUAUACAAAUGGCAGGAGGAAGGAAAAAUGUGUCACAACAGACCAUAAAUGAGGCAAUGUGGUGCUACAAAUCAUAUUCUCCAGCCAUUGUUGAAAAUAACAUCCUCAUUUUUAUAUACUUCAUAGGGCUGCACGAUAUGAAAAAAAAUCUUAUUGCGAUUCAUCUGGCAGAUAUUGCGAUUUCAGUUGGAAUGGUUGUUUUUUCAGUUCACUUUCACAAAAAAAAAUUGAAAAUGAUGAUGAUGUGAUUUUUGUUGGGUCUUGUAGCAUUGUUGUGCCAACAGUGCACAGUGACACAUUUUACCUUUUAUCAAAAAAAUUGCCGCUCUUGCAAUUUGUAUUUUGCACUUGACCAUAUGUUGAUUUUUUUUUUUUUUUUUUUUAAUUGUGCAGCUCUAAUACUUGUUUUUCUUUUAUUUAUUUUUUUUCCAGUGACAGUUAAAUGUAAAAAUUACCAUUCACACUCAUAUUGCUAUCGCAGUAUCUGCCAAAAGAAUCGCAAUAUGAUUUUUUUUUUUUUUUUUUUCCCCAAAGCUAUCACCAUUAUGCAUCUUAAUACAAAAACACAGGUUAUCACACACAGCCACAGACUGAAUAGAGCACCUUCCUGCACGUUAGGUAGAGUUAUUCUGUACUGCUGUACCCAGCAGGUGGGGACAGACUGAAUACAGUAGAAUCUCUUUGCUGUUCAGUCGACUGCAGCAGGUUUGACACCUCACUACAAAACGACCUGAGAUCACAGAGUCAGUCUGUCCUGCUCAAAGACGCCACCUCAUGCUUAAGUUCACGUGUGAACUAACUUUUUUGCCCUGCCCAGUCUCAACCCUUCAUGGUUACAAAAACACAGAGUAAUAAAAUGACCUGUCAACAGUUUAACAGACGCUUCUUUUAUAAUGUAAAACAACAAUGUCCAGCUCUCCUCAUACUUGCCACAUCUGGGUCAAGGGUCGUCUGGGGAUUGUCGAAAGGUAUUGUGGGAAACGAAGGAAAUGUGGUGCAAGUAGAAUAGGCAGUUAUAGAGAGACAGGGUUCACCAAAAUUCACCAAAACACAAAUCAUGAACUAAAACCUUCAUCAAAUCCUGAAGUAGAAAAUAAAUGAUGUUUUUUUUAAGGUGGAUUUUUCCUUUCACCUCCAGCUAUGUUUAGAUUUUCAAAAGACAAGCAUGGACGCUUUAGUUUUGAUGGUGGGUGGUCACAUGUUGUCAGGCGUCAUUUCCUCUGUGGGUUCAGUCUUUUGUGUCCUCGUCCAAAAGAGAAAAAAAAAAAAAAUCAACAGCAUGUUUGCUCUACUUCAGGAAACAGGCAACUUUACCUCAGUCAGUUAAGCUACAAACUCGGUAAGAUUGUGACACUUACACUUUACGACAGGUUUUCUUUUUCUAGAGAAUUCAAUACUGUAUGCAUGAAAAUACAAGUACACAAUAAUAAUUAUGUCUUUGAGAUGGCGUUUCUUUAUUUGUCCUCGCCAAAGCCAGUGAAUCACUUUAAAGAGAAAACAAAAAAAAAGGAGACAUAGUUAUUAGUGCAUUUAUUUGCUCCAAUACGGGUGAACUAGUUAUCAAUAUCUUUCAGGUUUUCCACAAGAAUUACAGACAGAUAUUUUAGGGACAAGAAACCACAGGCACUUGGCUCAGUUCACGGGAACUUUUUAACUUUUCAUAAAGAAGAAAUAAGCUUUUAUUUUGCUUUUCUCUGCUCUCUCUUCCUGUGUACUGAACCAUGUAGGACUCUGUUAGGAUAUGCAAACGUCACAGAACAAUCAGCAGGUAGAGCGGUGAACUGUAAAAUCAAUGUCUCUUUGAGGCUCUUUGUUUUUUUUGUUUUUUUAUGAUUUGGGAUCCUUGUUCGAGCUCUGUAAUUUUGCAAAGUGAAGCCUUUCUGCCAUUCUUUAAAUUGCUUUAAUAGCCAACAGUUUUUUAGUAGUUAAUUUAUUUAUUAUAUCUGGACUUCAUGGAUAUCUUCUUUUUUUUUUUUUUUUGUCUGCAAGCAAAAAAAAUAAAAAGUGAAAAAACA